Drosophila rhopaloa is the source of this 1070-nucleotide messenger RNA. RefSeq names its product dimethyladenosine transferase 1, mitochondrial (gene mtTFB1). Gene Ontology annotation, cellular component: mitochondrial matrix. The transcript has a single exon. Bases 1 to 993 code for a protein of 330 amino acids. The record is from RefSeq and is a predicted model, not a curated record. Gene Ontology annotation, biological process: transcription initiation at mitochondrial promoter; rRNA methylation. Gene Ontology annotation, molecular function: rRNA (adenine-N6,N6-)-dimethyltransferase activity; mitochondrial transcription factor activity. Lineage: Eukaryota; Metazoa; Arthropoda; Insecta; Diptera; Drosophilidae.
AUGACCCAAGCAAGUGCUCGUGUGCUUCAGAGCGGGAUGCGCCUGCCUCCCAUGCCCACCAUUCGGGAGCUGGUGAAGCUCUACAGGCUGCAGGCCAGGAAACAGCUCAGCCAGAACUUCCUCAUGGACGAGCGGCUCACGGACAAGAUUGUCAAGUCGGCGGGACGCAUCGACUCUAAAGAUUUGGUCCUGGAGGUGGGUCCCGGCCCGGGCGGCAUCACCCGAUCUAUUCUGCGCCGCCAGCCACAGCGACUGGUGCUCGUGGAGAAGGAUCCCCGCUUCGGCGAGACCCUACAGCUUCUCAAGGAGUGCGCCAGUCCGCUUAACAUCCAGUUCGACAUACACUACGACGACAUACUGCGCUUCAACAUGGAGCAGCACAUCCCGGACACCUCGCAGCGGAUCCAUUUGAUUGGCAAUCUGCCGUUCGCCAUCUCCACGCGACUGCUGAUCAAUUGGUACGAGGAUUUGGCCGCCAGACGUGGCGCUUUCCGACGCAUCGACACCUGCAUGACUUUGACCUUCCAGCAGGAGGUGGCCGAGCGGAUUUGUGCCCCUGCGGGCGGCGAGCAGCGCUGCCGGUUGUCGGUGAUGUCGCAGGUCUGGACAGAGCCCGUCCUUAAGUUCACCAUACCGGGAAAAGCGUUCGUUCCGAAACCACAGGUGGAUGUGGGCGUCGUAAAGGUCAUGCCGUUGAAGCGUCCCAAGACGCAGCUUCCGUUUCGUCUCGUUGAGCGCGUGGUGCGGCACAUCUUUAGCAUGCGCCAGAAGUAUUGUCGUCGUGGUUAUGGCACACUGUUCCCUCUGGAGGAUCGCGAGGAGGUCACUGAAAAGCUCUUCCAGCGCGCCGAAGUCCAGGACACUCUGCGCCCCUUUGAACUGACCGUGGAUCAGUGCUUACGAUUGGCCGAAGUCUACUCGGAGCACCUAGUGGCCCAUCCUGAGGUGGCUGCCUAUGAUUAUCGGGGGCCCAAGAAUGUAGAGGUCCUCUAAUGCAACGAUUUCACUCCUGUUUAUAAAUAUGGUAAAAUGUAUUUAAUUAGUUGAGUAAACACAAGACUCUAAAGCCA